AACGGAACUAAAAAUGAUAAAAUUGCUUAUUUUAACGGUGGUUAUUCCGUGCCUGUUUCAGGUAGCUAACGGAUUGUCUUUUGCCAAACCCAUGAAGGAAAUACUACCUCAAACAUUACCACCACCAACAACAAUGGGGCCACCCCCAGACAUGAUUCACCCAGAUGAUGUUGUGACCGACUCUAGCAAUCUUCCCUGUACCGAUUCCAGCCAGUGUCCUGCUGGAUACAGUUGUAGGGACAGUAACGGCAAUAUCAAAUACAAUCAAGAAACUGCGUGGGGACCCAUUGAACCGUUUGGUCCACCAGGAAACUGUGGGUGCGCUGCAAAACCAGGGGAAGUUUGUGUGGGUAAUAAUGAUUGCCCUAAAGGAUAUGAAUGUUAUAGACAAAUGUCCGGAGCAUGUUGUCCGCCAAGCCACUGUGUUACGACAGAAUACGCCGAGUAUUGGAGAACUUAUUGGAGCAAUUGCUUCCCUCCACAUUGUUAUUUGCCUGCAAAAUAAAUUAUAAUUUAUUUCUGACAAUUAUAAAUAAAUAUUUAUGAUUAACACACAAA
This is a messenger RNA of Lottia gigantea (owl limpet), 558 nucleotides long. RefSeq lists its product as hypothetical. The transcript is spliced from 5 exons. Lineage: Eukaryota; Metazoa; Mollusca; Gastropoda; Lottiidae. The coding region runs from base 14 to 505 and encodes 163 amino acids. The record is from RefSeq and is a predicted model, not a curated record.